Molecule: messenger RNA, 3129 nt
Organism: Trypanosoma grayi
Lineage: Eukaryota; Euglenozoa; Kinetoplastea; Trypanosomatida; Trypanosomatidae
Product: ubiquitin-activating enzyme e1
Exons: 1
Coding region: 1-3129 (1042 amino acids)
Biological process (GO): protein sumoylation
Cellular component (GO): cytoplasm; SUMO activating enzyme complex
Molecular function (GO): SUMO activating enzyme activity
Source: RefSeq, a predicted model, not a curated record
AUGUCGAGCGAGGAGGAGAAGCGGCAGCUGUACAAUCGGCAGAUGUACGUCGUGGGCACCGAGACGCAGGCGAAGUACGGCACGACAGAUGUUCUCGUUGUCGGCGCCUGCGGACUCGGUGCGGAGAUCGUCAAGAACCUCGCGCUCACCGGCGUGCGCUCCAUUAAAGUCUUGGACGGCGGUGCCGCCACGCUGCAGGACCUCGGCACCAACUUCUUCCUCACACCACAAGAUGUCGGCCAGCCACGCGCAGACACAGUGGCCCGCAAGGCGCAGGAGCUCAACCGCUUCGUGGAGGUCACCGCUGUCACGGCGCCGCUGCACGAAGUCAUUUCCACCGUGCACGUGGUGGUGUUUGCCAACCAGCGCACCACGGCACUGCUCGCCGAGAACGCGCUCGCGCGGAAGCACGAUGUGAAGUUCGUGGCGUGUGAGAACCGCGGCGUCGCGGGUUGCGUCUUCGUUGACGCGGGCCCCUCCUUCGCGGUGCUUGACCCCGACGGCGAGGAGACAGUGGCGUGCGUCGUGACGAGCAUCUCCCCCGAUGGCAUGGUGACGCUGCACGAGGACAAGAAGCACGAGUGCGAGGUGGGCAGUCACAUCUACUUCACCGGCGUCGUGGCACCUACCACGGUGAACUCCGUCGUCGACGCGGCGGCGCUGCACGGCGGCCACCACAGCACCGCAGCCGCAACAGCGGCGUCGUCGUCGUCACUGAAGCUGUUCGAGGUGGCGGAGGUGAUUUCGCCAUUCAUUCUUCGUCUGAAAGACUUCGACACAGCGGUGGGGCACGGCGCGAUCGAUGUUGGCACCAGCUCCUACCUGCACACGACGAAGCGGCAGAUGUUGAUGGGCUUCAAGGACCUGGAGGCAAGUCUCGCCGAGCCGGAGUUUCUCAACGUGUUCGACAGCGAGGAGAAACUCACGGCGCCAGCCACAAUACACGCGCUGUUCCGCGCCGUACACGACCACGGCAAGCCCCCGGCCACCCCCAGAGAGGUGGACGCUGUGCUGCGGGCAGCAGAGGCGUACUGCAGCUGCCAUGCCGUUUUUGAUGUCAACACUGCCAAGCGGCUCCUCUCCGUCUUUCAUGGUAGCCUCAACCCAAUGGCGUGCUUCGUUGGCGGCCUCGCCUCACAGGAGGUGCUGAAGGUGUGCAGCGGUAAAUUCACGCCACUGCACCAGUGGCUGUACUACGACGCGCGAGAGCUACUUGUGGCGCGGGGCGACGUGAGUGACGCUGAGCUUCACCCGUCACCCAGCAGCGGCAGUCGCUAUGACGGGCAGAUCGCCGUCCUCGGCCCCGCAUUCCAGUCGUAUCUGUCAAAACAGCGGGCCUUUAUUGUCGGUGCCGGUGCGCUUGGCUGCGAGCAUAUCAAGAACGCUGCAUGCAUGGGAUUCGGUGGUGUCUCCAUCACUGACAUGGAUACGAUUGAGAUGAGCAAUCUCUCUCGUCAGUUCCUCUUCCGCAACAGCCACAUUGGGCAGCAGAAGUCAACCGUGGCGGGCGAGGCAGCGAGAGCGAUCAACGGCAACAUGCAAGUGAUGUCAUUUGUCGAGAAGGUUGCCCCAGAGACGGAAGGCAUAUUCAACGAGGCGUUCUGGGACUCCCAUGCGGUUGUUCUCAAUGCACUCGACAAUGUUGAAAGCCGCAAGUACGUCGAUUCCCGAUGCCUCUUCUACAAGAGGGCACUGUUUGAGAGUGGUACGUUGGGCACCAAGUGCAACGUGCAGUGUGUCAUCCCCUACUGUACAGAGAGCUACAGCAGCAGCUACGACCCACCGGAAAAGGCGAUUCCGCUUUGCACGCUAAAGAACUUUCCGAGCGCCAUUGAACACACGAUUCAGUGGGCACGAGACAACUUCCAGGCGCUUUUCACCAGCACGCCCAGCGACGUCAACGAGUACCUGGAAGACCCCACAACCUUUGCAGCAAACCUCGAGCGUGACCCUGCCACGAAGCCCAUUGUUUUCAAAGCGGUGCGAGACGCGCUGAUGCGGUGGCCAGCAGAUGCAGCCGAUUGUGUGCGUAUAGCACGCAUGCUGUACCACGAGUACUUUAACGACACAUUUCGGCAGCUGUUGCACAACAUCCCGGUUGACAAGCGCAAUCCCAAUGGUGAGCUCUUCUGGAGUGGUGCAAAGAAACCACCAGCGCCGCAGAUAUUCAACCCUGACUCCGAGGUGAGUCUGUCGUUUGUGUACCACUGCGCCCACCUGCUUGCAUGCGUCUACGGCCUACCGUCGUUCACACUGUCAGAAGAGGAGGUGGCAAAGGUGGCGCAGCAGACCGCCGUUCCAGAAUUCGUGCCGCGUCAGGCCUUCUUUGCAACCAGUGAAAAUGAAAAGGAGGAUCCGAUGGCGCAACUUGUCGGCGACAUUGGCUUGCAGGACCUGCCGCCACCGAGCAGGUUCAACGGCCGCCGCAUGUCCCCCCAGACAUUUGAGAAGGAUGACCCGACAAACCACCACGUGGAGUACAUUGCAGCGUGCUCCAACAUGCGUGCAGUCGCCUACAGCAUUCCACCAGCGGACGUGCACCGCACAAGGCGCAUCGCCGGCAACAUCAUCCCCGCGAUGGUGACCACCACCGCACUCGUGACGGGGUUGGUUGGGCUCGAGGUGCUUAAGUACCUCCUCGUCACGCAGCGCCGACAGGCCAGCGGGCAUGCCACCAACACCGCACCACCACCGGAGGAGUUGCAGCGACAACUCAGCACCUAUCGCAACGCGUUUGUAAACAUCGCGCUGCCCUUCGUGGCCUUCUCCGACCCCAUCAUGGCGCCCGGCAUGACGUACCCGCUGCCGGACGGCAAUUUUGUCCGCUGGGAUAUUUGGGAUCGCAUCGACGUGAAUGAGGGGCGCGAUUUGACGGUGCAGGAGCUUGUGUCGCUUCUUGAAUUCCGCUAUCAGGUGGAUCUCUUUAUCAUUGCACUCGCCACUGGGAAAAUGAUUUACUCGCAAUUCGGUAAGUCGAAGGACAACAGCAAGCCCGUGUCGGUUGUGGUGCGCGAGAAGGGCGAGGAGCUGCGGGACGGGGAGGACUGCUGCUGCCUGGUUGCGACGGGAAGCAUUGGCGACGUGGACGCCGACAUCCCCGUGAUACGCUACCGAUUCCGCAACUUCUAG